AUGUUCAAAGAGAGAACAUUCCCAAACCAAUAUUUAAUGACCAUCGGAUCGGAUUUGUAUACAAAAACUAUUGAUGUUCCAGUGGUAACCAAUGACCAAGUAGCAAUCUCUAAGGAUCAUCAGGUGGAAUUGUACUUGUUCGAUAUUAGUGGAUCUUCAAUAUACGAGCAGUGUUAUAAUGAAUAUAUUGAUGGAAUCAAUGCUUUUAUCAUUGUGUAUGACAUUACCAAUCCAGAAACCUUUGGAAACUUAAGUAAAUGGUAUCGACUUUGUAAGAGCGUGCGAACAAGCAACACGAGCAUGAAAAAACAUGACAAGUCUCUCAUUGGAGUGCUCGUUGGAAAUAAGGUUGACAUGCACAACUUGGAAAAGGUCACACAAUCACAAGGCGAGGAAUUUGCCAAAGAAUGCAAUCUUGAUUUUUUCCUUACCUCCACCAACACGGAUGACGGCAACGUGGAGCAACCCUUCCUUCAUAUCGCAGACACGUUUUACAGAUCGUACUUGGAGCGUGUUGAGGAAAUUAAAUAUGUUUGUGAAAAUAAAAAAAGCAAGUAA
Messenger RNA from Naegleria lovaniensis, 558 nucleotides. RefSeq lists its product as uncharacterized. Gene Ontology annotation, cellular component: Golgi apparatus; endosome. The record is from RefSeq and is a predicted model, not a curated record. The transcript has 2 exons. Gene Ontology annotation, molecular function: GTP binding; GTPase activity. Lineage: Eukaryota; Heterolobosea; Eutetramitea; Acrasida; Naegleriidae. The coding region runs from base 1 to 558 and encodes 185 amino acids.